GCCAACGUGUACGCAUCUUCGCGUUUUAGCAGAAAUAAAAGUAUAUAUUGCACAUUUUCUAUAUUAGAGUUUGAACAUAUAAGAUAUAUUCUAUAUGACUUCACCAAAGCCAAAACGUAUUAAGUUGACCAUAGUGGGAGAUGGUUCAACCGGAAAAACCUGUUUACUGAUGGUCUUUAAAGAUGAAGAGUUUCCUUCGGACUAUGUGCCGACAGUAUUUGAGAACUACGUGAAGUACUUAACAUACGACAGCAAGCCUAUCGAGCUCGUACUAUGGGAUACCGCUGGCCAGGAAGAUUACGACAGUAUACGACCUUUGUCCUACCCGGAUACCGAUGUCAUCCUGCUUUGUUACUCCAUGGAUAUACGCGAGAGUUUCGACAACAUUGAAACAAAAUGGCACACAGAAUUGAAAUGGUACUGUCCCAAAGUACCUGUGAUAUUAGUAGGCUUGAAAAAGGACUUGCGUAGCGAGGCAGCCAGACAUUCGGACAUUGAAAACGCAAAUGAGACUGAUUUCGUUUCCUUCGAGGAAGGGAAAAAGAUGGCAGAGAAAAUUGGAGCGGCUGAUUUUCUGGAGUGUUCAUCUUUAAAAGGCGAAGGAGUAAAUGAAGUUUUUGAAAGCGCCAUUAAAAACACUUUGAACGGCAGGAAGAAGAUGAGUUACCGACUUCGGAAAUACAUCUGCUUUAUUCCUGCCUAAAACUAGUUUGACAAAACUGGAAAAGGUAGUUUUAACCGGGCUACUGCGAACAGAUCUAGCGACGGAUUAAAGUUAAUCUUUAAUCUCUACGAUUCGCUCACAAGGCCUAAUUAUUCAUAUUUAAUAACGUGCUGGAAACAUGAACAUGACUUGGUGACGUAGCUUUUGAAACUCGCUGCUUAUUUAAUGAUAGAAAUUGUAUAUAUUAUAUAGUCUAAGUGAAGGUUAUUAAUGUAAAAAAUGAAGUAAGUUAAAUAUACAAAUAUAAAU
Molecule: messenger RNA, 973 nt
Organism: Dendronephthya gigantea
Lineage: Eukaryota; Metazoa; Cnidaria; Anthozoa; Malacalcyonacea; Nephtheidae
Product: ras-like GTP-binding protein Rho1
Exons: 2
Coding region: 95-703 (202 amino acids)
Biological process (GO): small GTPase-mediated signal transduction
Molecular function (GO): GTPase activity; GTP binding
Source: RefSeq, a predicted model, not a curated record